CUGGCUUAUCCGCGAUAUGUAUAAGCUGCAUGGUUCACACGACGCCCAGGCCCCGAGUAGCGCUGCUUUCUCUAGUACUCUAUACUGCCAGUUGCGGCUACGACGUUGCGAUGCAAGCCUGCCUUAUACUGUGCCUCGUCGUCACCCAAGCACUAGCCAGCCCUUUUGCGGCGCGGCAGAUCUCGAGCACAAAUUCGAAUGAUAUCUCUGUUAUCGGGUUGACGGUAACCCAGGAGCAGCCAACGAGCACGACGACUGUGCUAAGUACCAAGACGGAAUACACGGUCGUCACACCUCUUUCACCGUGGGCAGUAGUCUCGGUCGUCCCCUACACGGCUAUCGUGUCCGGGUCGAUAACACAGAUCAAGUCGGCGACAUUGACGCUCUACCCCGCCACCUACUCUGCUGAACCCAGCACCACGACCUCGUCAUCGUCAAAGAGAGACGGGGCCAUCGCUGGGGCUGUCGUCGGAGCUGUGGUAGUCGCUGGCAUCGCUGGCAUCGUGUUUAUGCGGUCCCACAACAAGCGGUCGGCUCGACACUGGAGGAAUCGGGGGCCAUGGCUGAACCUGGAUGGUGGUGAUGGUGGUGGUGGUGAUGUGAAGAAACCUCCCAGCCCGAUCAUCGCCACAGUUACAGUACCUUCACCAACGACUGCGGCUCCAGUUUUGGUCAAGGAUUGCCUCUGAUCCAUUCUCUGCUGGCCCGUCUUCUGUGGGAGCAGCAGACAAACCUGGGCCGCCGUUGUCGAAUUAGACACCGUUUUUUUACUCGUGGUGAGAUUCUGCGUAUAAACGUAUAUUGCUUGGUAGCGCGUAUGCUCUACAUUACUAUUUCGCUCUCUCUAUUUUCCUGCCCUGCACACGCUUUUCCUGGCUAUAGAAUUCCAAUUGUAACCCACCAACAUUGGCACGCCUUUCUAAACGCAGACCUUUGGUUCCCUA
Messenger RNA from Guyanagaster necrorhizus, 944 nucleotides. RefSeq lists its product as uncharacterized. The transcript has a single exon. The record is from RefSeq and is a predicted model, not a curated record. Lineage: Eukaryota; Fungi; Basidiomycota; Agaricomycetes; Agaricales; Physalacriaceae. Bases 111 to 689 code for a protein of 192 amino acids.